Molecule: messenger RNA, 612 nt
Organism: Paramecium pentaurelia
Lineage: Eukaryota; Ciliophora; Oligohymenophorea; Peniculida; Parameciidae
Source: the annotation of a GenBank genome assembly
UAUGAUUGCAAUAAAAAUAAAGAAAGAACAAUAAAUCUAAUAGAAUGCUGUAAAUAAUCAAGACAUAAGUAUUAUUAUUUAAUUUAUCAUAAGCUUAAACUGGUGCUUGGAAAAGAGCUUUAAGUGAUUAAUAAGAAUUUAAUGAUGCUUUUCCUCCUGAUUUAAAAAACCUUAGAAUCUAUUUUCCAGACAACAAAAAUAUACUUUAUUUCGAAGUUGAAGUGAGACCAGAUCAUAGCUUUUGGGCUGGUGGGUUGAUUGUAUUUACUGUAUCAAUCUCUCUAGAUUAUCCUAUGACCCCUCCUAAAGUCUUAUGCAAGAAGGUAUAUUUUUAAAUGAAGUUUUUAUAGAAAAUAUUCCAUCCAAAUAUAGAUUUGGAAGGCAAAGUUUGUUUGAACAUUCUGAGAGAAGAUUGGAGACCUGUUAGUAGUUUGAAAGAUGUAAUUUUCGGAUUAUAGAUGUUGUUUACAUAAUUAACAAAUCCAACUGAUCCAUUAAAUAAAGAAGCAGCUGAAUUGAUGCUUAAAGAUUAAGCAUAAUUUGCAUAAGUUGUGAAAUCUACAAUGAAGGGAGGAUCAUAUAAUGGAGUAUUAUUUGAGAAAAUCGCAUGAU